This is a messenger RNA of Mandrillus leucophaeus (drill), 1916 nucleotides long. It is a transcript of the gene CYP27A1, whose product is annotated as sterol 26-hydroxylase, mitochondrial. The record is from RefSeq and is a predicted model, not a curated record. Bases 1 to 1647 code for a protein of 548 amino acids. NCBI's taxonomy places the organism in Eukaryota, Metazoa, Chordata, Mammalia, Primates, Cercopithecidae. Gene Ontology annotation, molecular function: heme binding; oxidoreductase activity, acting on paired donors, with incorporation or reduction of molecular oxygen; monooxygenase activity. Gene Ontology annotation, biological process: glucocorticoid biosynthetic process; cellular response to peptide hormone stimulus; C21-steroid hormone biosynthetic process. Gene Ontology annotation, cellular component: mitochondrial inner membrane. The transcript is spliced from 10 exons.
AUGACUGGCCCCCCUCGCUCCGCACUGACUCCGGGAUCAAUCCGGACGGCCAUUGGGAGAAGCCGAGGGCAGCUUAGUCGCGGCCGGUUCCCGUUCACUUCAGCACGCGAGGGCCCCCACGGGGCCAGAGCCAAGGCCACGAUCCCUACCGCCCUCCCCUCGGACAAGGCCACCGAGGCUCCCGGAGCCGGGCCUGGUAUCCGGCGGCGGCAACGGAGCUUAAAGGAGAUUCCACGUCUAGGGCAGCUGCGCUUCUUAUUUCAGCUGUUUGUUCAAGGCUAUGCCCUGCAGCUGCACCAGUUACAGGUGCUUUACAAGGCCAAGUACGGUCCAAUGUGGAUGUCCUACUUAGGGCCUCAGAUGCACGUGAACCUGGCCAGUGCCCCGCUCUUGGAGCAAGUGAUGCGGCAAGAGGGCAAGUACCCAGUACGGAACGACAUGGAGCUAUGGAAGGAGCACCGGGACCUGCACGACCUGACCUAUGGGCCGUUCACCACGGAAGGACACCACUGGUACCAGCUGCGCCAGGCUCUGAACCAGCGGUUGCUGAAGCCAGCGGAGGCAGCGCUCUAUACGGAUGCUUUCAAUGAGGUGAUUGAUGAUGUUAUGAUUCGACUGGACCAGCUGCGGGCAGAGAGUGCUUCGGGGAACCAGGUGUCGGACACAGCUCAACUCUUCUACUACUUUGCCUUGGAAGCUAUUUGCUACAUCCUGUUCGAGAAACGCAUUGGCUGCCUGAAGCGAUCCAUCCCCGAGGACACCGUGACCUUUGUCAGAUCCAUCGGGUUAAUGUUCCAGAACUCACUCUAUGCCACCUUCCUCCCCAAGUGGACCCGCCCCGUGCUGCCUUUCUGGAAGCGAUACCUGGAUGGUUGGAAUGCCAUCUUUUCCUUCGGGAAGAAGCUGAUUGAUGAGAAACUCGAGGAUAUGGAGGCCCAACUGCAGGCAGAGGGGCCAGAUGGUGUCCAGGUGUCUGGCUACCUGCACUUCUUGCUGGCCAGUGGACAGCUCAGUCCUCGGGAGGCCAUGGGCAGCCUGCCUGAACUGCUCAUGGCUGGAGUGGACACGACAUCCAACACGCUGACAUGGGCCCUGUACCACCUCUCAAAGGACCCUGAGAUCCAGGAGGCCUUGCACGAGGAAGUGGUGGGUGUGGUGCCAGCCGGGCAGGUGCCCCAGCACAAAGACUUUGCCCACUUGCCGCUGCUCAAAGCUGUGCUUAAGGAGACUCUGCGCCUCUACCCUGUGGUCCCCACAAAUUCCCGGAUCAUAGAAAAGGAAAUUGAAGUUGAUGGCUUCCUCUUCCCCAAGAAUACCCAGUUUGUGUUCUGCCACUACGUGGUGUCCCGGGACCCCACCACCUUCUCUGAACCUGAGAGCUUCCAGCCCCACCGCUGGCUGAGGAGCAGCCAGCCUGCUACCCCCAGGAUCCAGCACCCAUUUGGCUCUAUGCCCUUUGGCUAUGGGGUCCGGGCCUGCCUGGGCCGCAGGAUUGCAGAGCUGGAGAUGCAGCUACUCCUGGCAAGGCUGAUCCAGAAGUACAAGGUGGUCCUGGCCCCAGAGACGGGGGAGUUGAAGAGUGUGGCCCGCAUUGUCCUGGUUCCCAAUAAGAAAGUGGGCCUGCAGUUCCUGCAGAGACAGUGCUGAGCUGAGUCCCCACCUUGCUGGGGCUUGUCCUAGAGGCUCCAGCCCUGACAUAGUGGUUCCUGGCUGCUGCCUGUCUCAGAUGAGGAGGGAGAGAAGGAGGCCGCCAGACUUGAGAGGUGGGAGGAACUCCCUGCACUUCCCACAGACCCUGAGCUUUUGCCACUUCUAUCAUUUUUGAGCAACUCCCUCUCAGAUAAAAGGCCACCGCUUUAUUGCAUUGCUGUCCUUGGGUAGAAUAUAAAAUAAAGGGACUUUUAUUUCUUAUCGGA